Australozyma saopauloensis is the source of this 1497-nucleotide messenger RNA. RefSeq names its product mitogen-activated serine/threonine-protein kinase (gene MKC1). Gene Ontology annotation, cellular component: cytoplasm; nucleus. Bases 1 to 1497 code for a protein of 498 amino acids. Lineage: Eukaryota; Fungi; Ascomycota; Pichiomycetes; Serinales; Metschnikowiaceae. Gene Ontology annotation, biological process: intracellular signal transduction; protein phosphorylation. The transcript has a single exon. Gene Ontology annotation, molecular function: MAP kinase activity; ATP binding. The record is from RefSeq and is a predicted model, not a curated record.
AUGACUUUCAAUGGACGCACCGUCAACAAGGUGUUCAACCAGGAUUUCGUCAUUGACAAGCGGUUCAAAAUCGUCAAAGAGUUGGGCCACGGUGCGUACGGCAUUGUGUGCUCCGCCAAAUACGACGACGGCACCUCCAGCGAAGGAAGCAUGGUUGCCAUCAAGAAGAUCACCAACAUCUUCUCCAAAAAUAUUCUAUGCAAGAGAGCGCUCCGAGAGCUCAAGCUUUUGCAGUUUUUCCGGGGCCACAACAACAUCACAUGCCUCUACGACUUGGACAUCGUGCACAAUCCGAUCACUAACGACUUCAAUGACAUCUACUUGUACGAGGAGCUCAUGGAGUGUGACAUGCACCAGAUCAUCCGCUCGGGGCAGCCGCUCUCAGACCAGCAUUACCAGCUGUUCAUCUAUCAGGUCUUGUGUGGCUUGAAGUAUAUCCACAGCGCAGAUGUUCUCCACAGAGACUUGAAGCCCGGAAACUUGCUUGUGAAUGCCGACUGCGAGCUCAAAAUCUGUGAUUUUGGGUUGGCCCGUGGUUUUUCGGAGAAUGUCGAGCAAAAUUUGGGAUUCAUGACAGAGUACGUCGCAACCAGAUGGUACCGUGCUCCAGAAAUCAUGCUCUCCUUUUCAAACUAUACCAAAGCAAUUGAUAUCUGGUCCGUGGGCUGCAUUUUGGGCGAGCUCUUGGGUGGCAAGCCAUUGUUUAAGGGUAAAGACUACGUGGAUCAGUUGAAUCAAAUAAUCAUGAUUUUGGGUACUCCACCUGAGUCCACUUUGAUGAAGAUUGGCUCCACUAGAGCACUGAACUAUGUCCGCAGCUUGCCUUUCAUGAGAAAAGUUCCCUUUGACGAACUCUUCCCCAAAGCAAACCCGUUGGCCUUGGACCUCAUGGAGAGAAUGUUGGCAUUCAACCCAUACGACAGAAUAUCAGUCAAUGAGGCUUUGAACCACCCAUAUUUAUCUAUUUGGCAUGAUCCAAACGACGAACCCGAAUGUAAGGUCAAGUUUGACUUCAAAACAUUUGAAACAGUGAACGAUUUGGACUCCAUGAAACAAUUGAUAGUAGAUGAGGUCAAAAACUUCCGCGAGUUUGUCAGAAAGCCAGUUCAGGAACAACAAAAACAGCAGCAGCAGCAACAACUACUACAACAACAACGCCAGGAACAAGAGUUUCUUCUAGAGCAACAACAACAGCAAUUGAGAAAUUCUGCUGUGACUGACAGAUACGAACAUCCUCGCUCCAGAGGACUUGCAUCACCGCUGGCUGAGGCUCCAUCAGGAUCACUUUCUUCUCCCUUUGGUGGAUUCAACAGCGCCGGUGUUCUCACCAAUCCUGACAGCCUUGUGUUUGGAGAUCAAAUCCUGGACUAUGAUUCGAUGCCAAAACCUCAGGAACUUGACGAGUUUGCUGUGUUGAGCAAGGACCAGGAUCCGGAGCUCUUCCAGCUUGAAGAGGAACUCGGAUUUGGAUUGGACAGGACGCAGAACCAAUUCUAG